This is a messenger RNA of Bacillus rossius redtenbacheri, 6153 nucleotides long. RefSeq names its product atypical protein kinase C (gene aPKC). Gene Ontology annotation, cellular component: cytoplasm; nucleus. Gene Ontology annotation, biological process: establishment or maintenance of cell polarity; protein phosphorylation. NCBI's taxonomy places the organism in Eukaryota, Metazoa, Arthropoda, Insecta, Phasmatodea, Bacillidae. The coding region runs from base 254 to 2023 and encodes 589 amino acids. The record is from RefSeq and is a predicted model, not a curated record. The transcript is spliced from 15 exons. Gene Ontology annotation, molecular function: ATP binding; protein binding; protein serine/threonine kinase activity.
GGCGAGGUUUCAAGCUACCUUAACAAACAAGCAUGAUACUGUGUUUUGUUUUGUAAGGCGUUGCUGUCAAAAGUAUACAAACUUUGUUUUAAGUUCACAAGGACUGGUCAGCGUGUUUGACUGUCAGUUUGGUCUGAAGAGUUACCGCCCCCAAGGCGAGUUGGAUUGCUUGUGGCAGCUAUACGUUGUAGUGGUUAGGUUUUAUAGACGUAGAAUCAGAAAAGGGAAGAAAUUUUUACGACGAUUUUCAGUCAUGCCUACUCAAAACUCAGAAGUACCAGAUAUAAGAGUCAAAUUUGCAUACAAUGGAGAGAUCAUGAUCACUUACAUAAUACCUCAGAUCACUUUGGACCAGCUAACCCAGGAGAUACGAGACAUUUGCCGUUUUUCGCAGGACCAAGUGUUCACCAUGAAGUGGGUUGAUGAAGAAGGUGAUCCUUGCAUAAUUUCAACACAAAUGGAACUCGACGAGGCAAUACGCUUGUACGAGCUGAAUAAAGAUUCAGAGCUGACAGUUCAUGUUUUCCCCAAUGUGCCGCCCGCCCCUGGAAUGCCUUGUCAGGGAGAAGACAGGAGCAUCUACAGACGAGGAGCGAGACGAUGGCGGAAGCUCUAUCGGGUCAAUGGCCACAUUUUUCAGGCCAAGAGGUUCAACAGACGAGCGUUCUGUGCCUUCUGCCACGACCGCAUCUGGGGCCUGGGUCGCCAGGGCUACAAGUGCAUCCAGUGCAAGCUGUUGGUGCACAAGAAGUGCCACAAGCUGGUCCAGAAGCCGUGCAGCAACGAGCAGGUGGAACCCAUCGUGAAGGAGGAGCAGAAUGGCGAGACGCCCACCAUCAGCACACCUACUUCAGAACUUCUGCCGGACCUCAGGGAGUUCCCGGAACCUCCUUCGGACCUAACCUUGGAGUCUGUGCCUGUAGAAGAUCACACGAAAAAUGAGGAGGCCUUAGAGCAUGUUGGCUCGCAGCGCCAGUACUCUCUCAUAGACUUUGAACUGAUCCGUGUGAUUGGGCGUGGUAGCUACGCAAAGGUGCUCAUGGUGGAACUGAAGAAGACUCGGCGGAUAUACGCCAUGAAAGUGAUCAAGAAGGCAUUGGUCACUGACGAUGAGGACAUAGAUUGGGUGCAAACGGAAAAGCACGUGUUCGAGACUGCCUCCAACCACCCGUUCCUGGUCGGCCUGCACUCGUGCUUCCAAACACCGAGCCGCCUCUUCUUCGUGAUAGAGUUCGUGCGGGGCGGGGACCUCAUGUUCCACAUGCAGCGGCAGCGCCGGCUGCCCGAGGAGCACGCCAGGUUCUACGCCGCAGAGAUCAGCCUGGCCCUCAACUUCCUACACGACAAGGGUAUUAUCUACAGAGAUUUGAAACUGGACAAUGUUCUCCUCGACCACGAGGGCCACAUCAAGCUGACAGACUACGGGAUGUGCAAGGAGGGCAUCAGGCCGGGCGACACCACUUCCACGUUCUGCGGGACGCCCAACUACAUCGCGCCUGAAAUACUCCGUGGCGAGGACUAUGGUUUCAGUGUGGAUUGGUGGGCACUUGGUGUGCUUUUGUACGAGAUGCUUGCGGGGAGGAGUCCCUUCGACAUUGCGGGGGCGUCUGAAAACCCUGAUCAGAACACAGAAGACUACCUCUUCCAAGUUAUCCUAGAGAAGACUAUUCGUAUUCCUCGGUCGUUGUCUGUGAAGGCUGCAUCUGUUCUAAAAGGCUUCCUCAACAAAAACCCUGCGGAUAGGUUAGGAUGCCAUCGUGAGACUGGAUUCCUCGAUAUUGUUAACCAUCCCUUCUUCAAGAGCAUUGAUUGGGAAAUGCUGAACCAGAAACAAAUUAUCCCUCCUUACAUACCUCCCUUGGAGUCCGAGAUAGAUUUGGAAAAUUUUGAUCCCCAGUUCACAAUGGAGCCUGUCCAGCUCACGCCGGAUGAUACACGGGUGAUCGAGAAGAUCGACCAGUCGGAGUUCGAAGGCUUCGAGUACGUGAACCCGCUGCUGAUGUCGCUGGAGGACUGCGUGUGACGACCGGUGGACAUCGAGGAGUGGGGGGAGGGGGCGAUCCUCGCCCACGUGCUGUGCCUCCCCCUGCGCUAGCCCCGCCUCGUUCCUUCUCCGACACUCUCACUCUCUCUCACUCUCUCUCUCUUUCUCUCACUCGCUGUGCUGUACCGCCACGCGCACUUCGUCUGCUCAUCUGCCGGGGGGUCGCGAGCUACAGUGGAGUCUGUCAUGGGCAUUUCAUUUCGUUUCAUUUCGUUUCAUUUCACGCAUCUUUUCAAUAGUUCAUGUUGCGUUGUUGUUUUUUUUUUUUUUUUUACGUUUUCAAGUUUUUUAGGUUGAAUUUUCAUUCACCUUGAUAAAUUGUCGCGCACAAUGACUCACUUCACUCUCAUUCUAACCUCCUUAUACAUAUAUACAUACAUAUACUAUUUAUAUACAAAGAAACCUGCCAAGAAUGAGUUUCGUUCCAGAAAUAAGAUGAACUACCUUAGCCGAAAUUGAUCCGAUCAUCUAUCUGCAUGCCUCUUUCUGAAUCUUGCAACACUCCUACUUCUUACUUUAAGGCAGUGAAAAAAAUAUCUCUGUAGUUGAGUGUAUCAAAUGGUUCCCACUAACGAACGUUAGUUUUUUUUUAUUAUUAUUAUUCCGUGUGCGAAAAUUUGAAAUUUUGUUAACAUAGGCAUCACACUUUACGUAUAGCACAAGCAUCACACUAUGGUGUAAGUUUAGUAGUAUGGUGCGAUGCGUCACAGCCGUUAUUAUUGUAUAUGAAAAUACUUAGUGUCUAUAUUCAUGGUUUAGUGGACAUUGUCAAGUUCACUUUUUUUGUACAGUACUAUGCUUAAAGGAAUUUUCGCGUCAUGCAUAAUGCAUAUGCGUAAUUUGGCACUUACCUGCCACAUAAAAAAUGCAGAAAUUAGAUCUGUUUAAUAACUUGUAAAACCAUUUUCUGCUUUUUAAACUACAGCUUACAGUAUGUACUUAAGAAUAAAAAUUGAAUACAUACAUUGAUAAAAAUCAUACAAAUUGAAAAUAGUAAAACUAAAAUAUAUAUAUAGAAUGUACCAUCUUGACAGUUAAGGUUUUUAAUCUUAUUUCUUGCAAGCCACUGUGUGGUAUGGCUUAUAAGUGGCCUAAUAAGUAUUUUAAAAACCUAAUUAUUGCUUAGUUGUGUUAUGGUUGUACCAUGUGGCAUUUCAAAAUAUGAUUUAAUAUAGAACUGAUACUGUGUAAUUAUAAUUGCUUAUAGAGUUGUGUGUGAACUAUGCAUGCUCAUCUGUGAGCCACAAGUUGACUUCCAUUGAAUGGUAAGUUUGGCUGAGACAGUGUGAAUGAAUUCUAAUGUUAUUUUUAAUUAAGCCAUUCCAUUGUUUGUUAAAAGUUAUUAUAAAAGAUGUUUUAAAAAUGUUUUAUGGCAAGUAUUACUCAUGUUAUGACAAUGUGUCAUUGAUUGUAGCUUACGUGUAUGGUAAUGACUGUUUUUUAUUCUAUGGUAUGUUAUUUUUAUGUCAGUUUUGUGAUCAUUUUAUAUACAAUAUACUGUUGUAAAGUAUGUCACACACUAACACCUAGAAGUAUUUCACCACACAAGCUUUAUGUGAUUCAAAGUGCAUUGAUUGUUUUUUGUAGCUGUAAGUAAGUAAUUGUUACACUGUUGAUAAACUGGAUAGGUAGAAAAAUAUAAAAUUUAGUACAACAGAAAAAUAGUAGAACACAUGAAGAGCGUUUAACUGUUAUUAAUGAUUUCCCCCUGGUCUUCAAAGCCUCUCGUGUUGAAUUUAAAUAGCAAAUAGCAUAUUUUCUAUUGCAGUAAAGUAGACCUUUGUUUAAAACAGGUAUUAUUUUUUGUAAAUUAUAUUUUUAUAACUGCCCAAUUCAGAUGAAAAUUGGAACAUUUAUGUACAUAAUUUGUUCAUUGACAUUCCAUAUCAACAUUUUGUUUUUCACUAACGUUUACAUUCCGUACAUCAUCUUAUUUAUUUCAAAGUCAGGCAUUGCUGUACAGCCAUAAUGAUAACUGCUGGACCAAACUGCCUUUGUGUCAUAGAAAAAUCAUUUAUUAUUAUUUGUGUAUAAAAGUGCUUUUUUAUAAUUUGUCUAAAGCAUUGCUGUAUAUUUUGAUAUUCUUUGUUGUAAAUGUUUUGGGAAUCCAUAUCAGCUGAAUUUUUUUUUAUUAUAAUGAUUUAUUUCUUUGAAAUAAUAGAUGUACUAUUCCAUUUUUGAGCUUUCUUUGUGUUUUUCACAGAUUUUUCAUUAUAUUGUCUUAUUUAAUUGUAUAUUUAAUUUCAUGAAUUUUUUAAUUUGACUUUGAUUAUAAGAAUACAUGUGUGCCUAAUAAAAGGAUAUAAUUAAAAUGAGUUUUUUUUUUUCAUUUCUGCAUAAAAAAAAUUACAUGGCAUGGUUUUGUAUUUUACACUAUUUGUAAAAUGAAACUAAAUUUUUUUGGAACAGGGCCUUAAAAACUUAUUUUAUUUGUCUCCACUAAUUAUAUCACUUAAGGAGGUGAGUCUUGUCAAAAUGCAUUUCAAACAUCAUAACCGUUGCAUUAGCAAUAUGCAGGAUGAACUAGCAGUCAAAUAUAAUGGAGGCCCGGCAUUGGCAGGAAACUAGUGUAGGGAACCAUGGCAGAUUUUUUUUUAGAAUAAUAUAUUUUAUUAAGUUUAAUACCUAUCCGUUGGACUAAUUCACAAGCAGGAAGUAAUAAUAUAGCACUAUAUUAAAAACAUUUUAUUUUUUACCAUCGUACUACUUAUCUGAAAUAUUUUCAUUUUGUUUAAUCAAUUUAUUAACAAUACUGAAAUAACCCUUCAAAUUGUUUUAUGUAGCAUAUGUAAAAUUGUGUUUUUUUUUAUACCUCAACAGUAUAUCUAAAUUUUUAUUUUUACUCAUAGGUGAUGUGUUGCAAAUACCUUCUCAAAAUGAACGUGAACUAAAUAUUUGCAACGUAUGGGUACAAUUCCAAAACUAAUGAGGGGAAAAUUUUUUUCCCGCAGCUGUUAGCAAAGAACGUGUGUUAACAUCUGAGGAGCUUCAUGAAGAAUUUUUUGGUUCAGUACACUACUUGACUCUAAAAUGCAUAUUAAUACGCUAUGUAACAACAAAAUGUAAAAGCCAUAUGUUAUCCUAAUUAAAAAUCAAAUAUCUCAAUAAAAUGGAUAAAAAGUACAAAUUUUCUUAAAAGCAACUAAAAUGACAACACUCAGCACAAAAUUUUAUUAACAUCCGCCAGCAUUUUUAACUAGCGCUUGCUCAUAAAAUUGCAUAGUAUGAUUAUCCAUUUUGUAUUCGACUACACAAUAAAAUUAUUUCCAAAGCUAAUCAACAUGAAGUUAAGAUACUGUGUAUUUAUAAAAAAAACAUACCUUGAAUACUACAAACUCCGAUUUACCAAUUUAUAAAAUUCUAAUCAUAAGAAGUUUAAUAUAAGAAACUUUACUGAUGUCUGUAAAGAGUCACGUAGUUCUUUUCUUUCAUAUUUUUUCCAAAUAUAUGUACAUUGCUUAGGGGGUGAAAAUGAGUAAGUUCCUAAUGAGAUUAUCAAAAGCAGAAAGUAAUAAAUUUCGCAAAAAUUACAUGCAUAAAAAUUUACGUAACAUAUUUUAUUCUCUGAUUUGUUUUGAUUCCACCUCAUAGUAUUUAAAAUGUUCAAAAUUUAACUUCAUGUGGAAAAUUCGUAACUACGGCUUUAUUAAACUGGAUGCUAUGAAACUAGGCAUGGUCAGCACACACUCACAAAAUUUUCUGUUUUAUUUUUUUUACCAUUUUCUGGUUUUUUUUUUAGUGUUUAAAGGGUGUUUGUUGGUUUUAUAAAAGCUUUAAUUAUAUAGGGAUUCGCUAAAGCAGGAGGUAACUGAAAAUGAAUGAAAUAUUAUUUAUUUAUUAAUUGUCACAUGCCCACCAACAGCCGAGGGGAUUUAGCAGUGGGUACGACACUCUCCUUUGUCGUUACCGAGAGCAGGCAAGCUCUAAAACACUACCUGAAGGGAAUCUUCAACAGGUAGGCACAUCCACAAAUGGCCAACACACGUAAGGUGAGUGAACCUCUCACUUGAAUUGACCAAAAAAUACAUAUAAACAGUUAGAACAAACACACACAUCAAACCCAAUAACGCAAAAUAAAUACAAAACACAACAUGACAGAAUAGUUGACA